UCAGUUUUCGAGAGUGACAAAACAGAAUGUGCCGUUGUCUUGCAUUUUCUUAGGUUAGUUAGUAGCAUUUUAUGGUGCAUUUGGCUUUUUCGAAGACCAAAAAUGUAGAGGAGUUUCCCAAAGUUUUUCAAGUUUUUGAUUCUCUGUGUGCCCGUCUCUGAUUCUGUCUCUGUUCCUUCCCUGUUAUACUUUGGGAGGGGAGGGAGGAGUCUGUAGAUUGUAGAUCGGAAGGUUGUUUUUAUGUUAUCUUCGCUUGUUAUUAACAUGAACCUUUUUCCUUUUUUUUAUUUGUUUUCCUUUUCCCAACGGCAACGACGUUAUUGAUGUGUUUUAUCAUGAAUACAACAUUACGGCAAGUAGUUUACAGUAGUAUACGUGAAUCUUUAGUACUCCGCUAACUGAUAUUUUUUUAAUGAACUCAUGAAGGGAUCUGUAAAUAAAUUAUCCGGGAAAUUAGGUUUCCAUGAGAAACAUUUUUUAAAUGUGAUCGCUUAAAAGUGAUGGCAGAACAAUUCCAAGUUGGCUUUGAGUUUAAGCUUCUCUGGAUUUUAAAAUUGUCAUUAAAAUGACACAGACAAAAACUGUCCAGUUCUAUCUGCAUUUUUUUAAGUGGUACUUACCAAAUGAUAAGAAAAAUUUUUUUUAUCGUUUAGACAAUAUAUUUUUUCCUUCUAAACCUCAUUUCUACCGUACCAUUAUCACCUUUUCUCAAUGGAAAUCUCAGUGUUAUUUUUAUUUAAUAUAUCAUGUUUCCUUUAAAGUAUACGUUUGACCUGUAUAAUUAACAGUAUGUUACUUCUCUCCCGAAAUCUACUUUCGAGGGCAGAAUGCGACGCCACCCCAAAACAAAUUGCAAAAGAUAACAUAAAUGUCGCUAUGUGAGAGAUAAUAUCAUUUUGCCUUACAGAUCACCUUCAGAUCACCUUCACAAUCGUGUCACUUGCACCCACGAGGUUCCCCCAAGUUCCGAACUGCAAUCGAUCGAUCCUGUGCAUGUUAAACAAAUACAGAGCUCUGCCGCGCUUACUGCACACUUAGCACUUUCACUAACGGAAUCUGGGCUGGCCACCUAUCAGUCAGUGAGCGACUGCAAAAACGAGUGCGAGUAUGAUGACAUAGCUGAGACUUAUCGAAAUUCAAGGGCAGCAAGUGAGGGAUAUUCGAAUAUUCACGAAAGCGCACAAGAAAACACAGUGGUAGUAAGUGAUGAGAAAGGAAAACAGCAGCCAACUGCUUUGUGCGAUAAAAAAGAAGAAAAAAAAGAUCAUCUUUAUGCUGUUGUUCAUAAAGAAAGAAAAGGCAGAGCCAGUUCUGAAGCAAGCGCUCUCAAAAAAUCAUCAUAUCACCCUGAGGAAGAAAUAAGUGGGUUACCUGUGAACCGCCGGUCCUGUGUCGAUUGUCUUGGUUGUUCGUCGCUUCCAACUGAAUCAGGGCUCGACAACAACACAAAUGCUGCAGAGAGCGAGACACCUCAGGCUGGAGGGAGCAUUGAAUAUCUGUACGCAGCUAUUGAGAAGACAAAAAAGCAGAAGAAACAGCUACAGGUAAUACAUUUCACAAAUCCUGAGUACACUUCUUUUUAUUUAUUGAUUUUUUUCUUUUUUUUUUUUUUGUCAUGAAGACUUGUUUUACCAUCAAUGCUGUUUAAUCUAAGGAAAAAGUCUUGACACAUUUACUUCUUCGAUUCAAAAUAUAAACCGAUGACGUCAAGCCUACAGCUGAAAUACGGAAGCUGGAUUUACUUUUAGUUAUGUAAGGGUUCCUCUAAAAACUGCAAAGGUAUAUAAAAACUGGCAGACAAACGAACAAAAAUAAAAAACCAAAAACAAGUCACAGCAAAAGGGCAAGACUGACCUUGUCAGCUAAUCGUAUUCGUUUCGUUUUUUUCCUCAUUAGCUUCAAUGAUGCUAACGUUAUUAGGCAUCACUGGUUUCACGAAUGAUCUAUAAGAUAUUAUUGACUUUCUAUGUUUGAUCUAGAAGCCGCUUCCAUACCGUAAUCAUGCGUACGCAAGUCUGGUCCAUUCCCGAGAAAGUAGUGCAAAGCCUGUCAAAGAACAGUCCCCAAACAGUGUAGGCCCAAUUUGAUCACGCCGAGACAGCGAGCGUGAAGAUAUCACAGCAGAAUCUGGAGAAAAAAAGCAAGGGCGAACAUUACUGAACUCUGUUCGUUUCCAACCCUAAAAGUAAUUGCAUGAAGAACAUAAAAAUUAACUCACGCCACAUAUAAAAAUGAUUAAAUUAUCAGUAAUAAUUUUUUUUUUGUCAUUAUAUAUAACGGACUAUUUUGGUAGAAAUAAUUUAAAUGGGAUGGUAUCGUCCACAUUGGCUUUUCAUAUCUUACUUCCAAAUCUGAGCGAACACGCUGAGGGAACCAAAAAAAUAUACAUGUAUAACAAUGCGGAAAAGAAAAUAAAUGUAAAGGAGAAAUAUAGGAAAUCACGUUGCCGGCCCCUUUGCAGAAUGCAGAGAUCUUUUGAAGCACUCCCACACCCACAUGCACGCACUUAAUGAAACUCGUAAUAGCGCUAUGUACCAACCGGCUUGUAAAUGCAGACAGGAAAGGCCAUGAAAUUUAGCUAAAAAAAAUGGUAAAUGCAGAUGAUAAUUGCUGGGAAAAAAAACAAACAAACAAAAACAAAAAAACAAAAAAACAGGCAAAUUAAAUAACAGAGGGUUUAAGAACUUUCUAGAAGUGUUACCUUGAAAUCAAGCGGUCACACUACAAAUACUAUUUCUGCGUGGAAAUUCUUGAUGGAGAAAAGUGAAGACAAGAUUUCCCAGGCUUAUUUUCUGGCAAAAGACACCGCAGUUUAUGACUUUGAUAUUUCCUUUUAAGCGAGAGGGGAGAGUUUCUCGUCAUUCACGGUCUGCAAAAGCCAAACUUGUUACACACGGAAACUUGUAUGUCAACGAGCACGCGACAUGUGACUUACAAAUCUCCUCUCCUGUUACAGUUUCUUAAUUGUUAACUGUGUGAUAAUGAUGAUAAACAAUAAAAAUUAUAGACUAAUGAAUGCUUUGUGCCGUACAAAUGCCGUAUUUGCUGAUUUUAACAAAUCUCUAAAGUAAUAGACGACAGAAGAAAGAAACGUUACGGUUUUCCCAUCAACAUUUCACUUACACGCUUCUUCCGAAACGUUCAAUUUUGCAUUCCAACAAAAUUUCUUGAAAGUUGUUCACAUUUCUAAGCUUCCUUGAUCAAUUAUCUUGUAUAAUGUAAGGGGCUAUAAAGUUUAGGUUUAUUUGCGUAAGUGACCGCUUAGAGCCAGAAUUGAACGACAGGUAUGGUUGCCGAGAAACCUGUCACAGUCGAAUAUUUUAACUGGCAUCCAACAAAAAAUUAUGGUGGUGCCCAAAAAUGUUUUUGGACGGAAUUAAAUUAUUGCUAUAGCUUUUUGGAAAGGAUAGAUAUUUGACCUCGAAGUCAUCUAAUAUUUGUAUGAAUCGAAAAGUUAAAGAAGAAAGCAUUAUUUAAUUGCCUUGACAAACUGUCAAUCGAAUUGACUGAUACUUGCGUCGUGCUUUCAUUAAGGAUGUCCACGAUGGGAGCUAUACCAGCUCUGUAGAAUGAUUUCAUAUCACUCGAUAUUCAUAGCAUGGCAGAAUUUUCAGUUUCCUAAUGCAGCCUCCUUUUUCCUUAAGAAGUAGCCUAGAUGAGUUUCGACCUUUGAAGGAAAUUUGUCUUUAUCAAAAGAAACUUUUGCAAAUAAUUAAUGCAAAUUUUGCGUUGCAUCGAUAAGGAAGUAUAGAAUAAGGAAGUCGUGCAUAGUUUUUCAGUGUAAUGAAGUAAAGAGCUUUUUGUUUGUUUGUUUGUUUGUUUUUCCUUCAUUUUCCCGUCAACCUAAAGAGAACUUCAAAAAAAAAAAUUCUGUAUUGUUGAUGACGACUGAUCCCACUCCGUUUUUUCUCCUAAAUUAACAGCAAAUGAAGACUUAAAUAAUAUUAGAUUAUGGCUACAAGCAAAUGAGUUCAGCCUUAAUGAUGCUCAACGGCUCACGUCAACGAUUGUCUAAGCUUUCCCUAUAACCAAAUGUAUGCAUUGGAAGAGAUCCGAUCAAAAAAGUCAAAUAAACUUGAUUAGUCUAAAUGAAUCUAUUACCUGGAGCAAACAUGUUGAAGAGAUAACUAAAAAUAUUACAGCAGGAAUUAAUGCUUUAAAAUGGCUCAGAGUCCAGAUGUACUUGUUUCAGUUUAUAAUGCACUAAUUAUGGCUCAUUUUGAUUAUUGCUGUGAGGUUCGGGACUCAUUAGGAAGUGUAUUAGCCAAAAGUCUGCAGUAA
This is a messenger RNA of Pocillopora meandrina, 4281 nucleotides long. The record is from the annotation of a GenBank genome assembly. NCBI's taxonomy places the organism in Eukaryota, Metazoa, Cnidaria, Anthozoa, Scleractinia, Pocilloporidae.